Molecule: messenger RNA, 1473 nt
Organism: Egretta garzetta (little egret)
Lineage: Eukaryota; Metazoa; Chordata; Aves; Pelecaniformes; Ardeidae
Product: RH-like protein
Exons: 10
Coding region: 129-1343 (404 amino acids)
Biological process (GO): ammonium homeostasis; ammonium transmembrane transport
Cellular component (GO): plasma membrane
Molecular function (GO): ammonium channel activity
Source: RefSeq, a predicted model, not a curated record
GGCUUUUUAUCUCUCUGAGUUUUUAUUCCUGCACCCCAACACCUCCUUUUCUAUUGGUUUGAGGUUACUGGAACAUUUUUAUAGAAAAAAAUAUUAAUGUGUUUGUGCUUAAUGUGGUCUAGUGCACAAUGUCUUCUAAUUACCGCAACUUCCGAAACAACGUGCCGUGGCUAAUCCUUUUUCUUGAAGCUGUUUUCAUCGUCCUCUUUUUGUUCUCAAAAGAUUACUCAUCCAGAACAAGCAUCUCCUACCCAGCUUUUCAAGAUGUCAACCACAUGGUGAUUUUUGGAUUUGGCUUUUUCCUGACGUUUCUGAAAAGAUAUGGUUUUAGCAGCACUGGAUUCAACCUCCUGAUCGUUGUACUUGGUGUCCAAUGCUCUAUGCUGGUAGAAAAUUUAUUAGAUUUCCUUCUUCAAAGAUACAUGGAUUGUGGUCUGAAAAGAAUAACAAAGGCCACUGUGAGUACGACUGCUGUGGUCAUCUCCACUGGAGCUGUUCUUGGGAAAGCCAAUCCUGUGCAAUUAAUUCUGAUGACAGUUGUGGAGAUAAUAUUUUUCCAUAUAAGCAGAUGGAUCAACCACACAUUUCUGCAGAUUCCAGACAGUAUCGGCAUGAUGCAUGUUCACAUGUUUGGAGCCUACUUUGGUCUGGCAGUCUCCUCCCGUUUCUCUGAGCCAUCACCAAGGUCUGAGAAGAAUGCAAGUACCUCGAAGUCAGAUUUAUUGUCAGUGUUGGGUAUCCUCUUCCUCUGGGUAUUUUGGCCAAGCUUCAAUUCUGUACUAGCCACGGACAAGCACAAAGCAAUCUACAACACCUACUUUGCUCUUGCCGUGAGUGCUGUAACUGCCUGCAUAUUGUCUGUUCUGACCACAAAGGAUGGAAAAUUCAGAAUGAGUGAUAUCCGCAGUGCAGUACUAGCAGGUGGGGUCACUGUUGGUUAUGCAUCACACAGUAUCAAGUAUCCUUGGAUUGCAAUGAUUUUGGGUCUGCUUGCCAGUGCCAUAACCAUACUAGGAUCUUACUGUUCACAGAGAUGCUUGAAUCCUGCUCUCAAGAUUCACGAUACCUCUGGAGUUCAUUACACUUUUGGCUUGCCUGGUGUGCUUGGAGCUCUUGCCCACGUCGUUCUCUUAGUAAUAGAAAACUGGACUAAUUUACCAAGGUUGGGUUCUUUGGCCUUGAUUUAUGUUGGUGCCUUCUGCCUGACCAUCAGUGUUGCCUUGCUAACGGGUCUUAUUACAGGUUUAAUCUUAAACCUCAAACUGUUUAAGACCACCACUGUAUCAAAGUACUUCGACGAUCAGUUUUACUGGGAGUUUCCCCAUCUGGCUGUUGGAUUUUGAGUGGAGGAUUUGACCAAGAUAAGCUUUCCCUGUUUGUCGCUAGAGAAAAUGAGUAGCUACGAUGGGCUGAGAGAGCUCUGAAGUGUCAAUUCUCAGGCUUGAAAAAAGCCAUCCCAAUGGACACAAAAAA